AUGUCAAAAAAACGCUCAGAGGAAGAAUGGCAAGCAAUCUUAACUACCGAACAAUUUAGAAUUUUAAGACAAAUGGGAACUGAAUUGCCAAAUACUGGUGAAUAUAAUAAAUUUAAAGGAAAGGAUUUAUCCAAUAAUAUGAAGAGAGUUGAAAUUACCUGUGCUGCUUGUGAUGGUCAUCUUGGCCAUGUUUUUCAAGUAAUUAAAUUUUUUGCUGAUGAAAGACAUUGUGUUAAUAGCGUUAGCAUUAAGUUUUCUCCUGAAGAGGAAGAAAAAAAGGACUAA
This is a messenger RNA of Racocetra fulgida, 285 nucleotides long. The record is from the annotation of a GenBank genome assembly. Lineage: Eukaryota; Fungi; Glomeromycota; Glomeromycetes; Diversisporales; Gigasporaceae.